This is a messenger RNA of Melospiza georgiana, 1125 nucleotides long. It is a transcript of the gene NKX6-1, whose product is annotated as NK6 homeobox 1. The record is from RefSeq and is a predicted model, not a curated record. Bases 1 to 1035 code for a protein of 344 amino acids. The transcript is spliced from 3 exons. Lineage: Eukaryota; Metazoa; Chordata; Aves; Passeriformes; Passerellidae. Gene Ontology annotation, molecular function: RNA polymerase II cis-regulatory region sequence-specific DNA binding; DNA-binding transcription factor activity, RNA polymerase II-specific. Gene Ontology annotation, biological process: cell differentiation; regulation of transcription by RNA polymerase II. Gene Ontology annotation, cellular component: nucleus.
AUGCUGGCGCUGGGGCAGAUGGACGGCGCGCCCCGGCAGGGCGCCUUCCUGCUGGGCAGCCCGCCGCUGGCCGCCCUGCACAGCAUGGCCGAGAUGAAGGCACCGCUGUACCCCGCGUACCCCCUGCCCGCCGGGCCCGCCUCCUCCUCCUCCGCCUCCGCCUCGCCCGCCUCCGCCUCGCCCUCGCCGCCGCUCGGCUCCCCGGGCCUCAAGGCGCCCGCCGCCUCCGCCGCCGCCGCGGGCGGGCUCUCGGCGCUGGGCACGGCCCCGCCGCAGCUCUCGGCCGCCACCCCGCACGGCAUCAACGACAUCCUCAGCCGGCCCUCCAUGCCCCUGCCGGGCGCCGCGCUCGCCUCCGCCUCGCCCUCCGCUUCCUCGGCGGCGCCCGCCGGGCUGCUGGCCGGGCUGCCCCGCUUCGGCAGCCUCAGCCCUCCGCCGCCGCCGCCGCCCGCCCUCUACUUCAGCCCUGGCGCCGCCGCCGCCGCGGCCGCCGUGGCCGCCGGGCGCUACCCCAAGCCGCUGGCCGAGCUGCCCGGCCGGACGCCCAUCUUCUGGCCGGGGGUGAUGCAGAGCCCGCCGUGGAGGGACGCCCGCCUCGCCUGCGCCCCCCAUCAAGGCUCAAUAUUGCUGGAUAAGGACGGGAAGAGAAAACAUACAAGACCCACUUUUUCUGGCCAGCAGAUUUUCGCUCUGGAAAAGACUUUUGAACAGACGAAAUACCUGGCGGGCCCGGAGCGAGCCCGGCUGGCGUAUUCCCUGGGGAUGACGGAGAGCCAAGUAAAGGUCUGGUUCCAGAACCGACGGACCAAGUGGCGGAAGAAGCACGCGGCGGAGAUGGCGACGGCAAAGAAGAAGCAGGACUCGGAGACGGAGCGGCUGAAGGGCGCCUCGGAGAACGAGGAGGAGGAUGAUGACUACAACAAGCCCCUGGACCCCAAUUCGGACGAUGAGAAGAUCACGCAGCUCCUGAAGAAACACAAGCCGGGGGGCGGCGGGCUGCUGCUGCAUCCCUCGGAGGGGGAGGCCUCCGUCUAGCCUGCUUCGCCCUCCGCCGCGUUCGGAGAUGUACAGAUCUAUUUUUCUAGACUCUACGCGCCCGGAGGAGGAGCAGACGCCGGAGGGAGC